This is a messenger RNA of Aedes albopictus (Asian tiger mosquito), 5491 nucleotides long. RefSeq lists its product as uncharacterized. Gene Ontology annotation, biological process: DNA integration. The coding region runs from base 681 to 4775 and encodes 1364 amino acids. The transcript has 2 exons. The record is from RefSeq and is a predicted model, not a curated record. NCBI's taxonomy places the organism in Eukaryota, Metazoa, Arthropoda, Insecta, Diptera, Culicidae. Gene Ontology annotation, molecular function: nucleic acid binding; zinc ion binding.
GCCUUGGACCAACCCUGAAUAAAUAAUACUGAAUUAUGGGGAGUGCGGGCCUGGCGAGAACUGUCAACGUUCGGGAGCGUGAUGUGAGUAGAGAGAUAAUAAACACAUGAUUUGAGUUGUUCGUAAAAGUGCUUGCGUAUUUCAUAUACAUAUUCGAGAAUACCAAUUGGGAUUACCACAUUUGGCGACGGAGGAGAAUAUUCUUCAGAAGGAGGUAAAAGGUAAGAGUAAACAAAUGCUAAAACAUGAAAAAAAAAGAUUCUUUGUUUUUGUCAUUAAGUUGAGGUUAUGUCCUUGUUUGAUUCCCAGAUAAACUAAACUACGCCAGUAGUAGCUGCUAAAUGAGCAGCGGGUUCAAGCUACCGAAGCGUAGCGGCUGAAACUAAAACAGCGUGAUUCGAUACUGUCAAAGCGCAGUAGCUGUUGUAAACAGCGGAAACAAAGUCACUGGUGAGUGGCAGCUGCUAGUCAGCGGGUUUGAAAGCCAUUCGAAAUUGGCGGCUCGGAAGCGAAACUAUCUACCAGGGGGUAGAGGCUCUGAUGAGUCGAUUAACGAAGCCAUUGCGAGGUGGCGGCUCCAAUUCGGAAUCUGCAAGGAAGGUAGAUGUCCGGGGGCGAGAGAACUUCGGAAGUAGCAAAAUUGACAACAAACUGAUUGACUGGAUUUUACGACUGACACGAUGGAGAAGUGGGAUAUUCCGCAGUUUAAGUUCAAAUCCCUACCGCGGAACGUCAUUCGCGACGAAUGGAUCAAAUAUAAGAGGAAUUUCGGCUACAUAAUAUCCGCUACGAAGGAAACUGACAAAACGCGUAUUCGGGAUAUUUUGCUGGCGAAAGGCGGACCUGAUCUCCAAGAGGUGUUUGCAUCAAUACCGGGUGCUGACGUAAGCGAGGACACCGAAAAAACCAUCGAUCCAUAUGCGGUUGCGAUCGAGAAACUGGACUCGUAUUUUUCACCUAAACAGCACGAUACCUUCGAACGGAAUCGGUUUUGGCUUUUGAAGCCCAGUUCCGAAGAAAGCCUCGAAAAGUUUAUGCUGCGCUGCCAAGACCAGGCGAAUAAAUGUGAUUUUGGAAAAUCGGCGGCAGAGAGUAGAUCAAUCAGUGUGAUUGACAAAGUGAUCCUUUUCGCACCAAGUGACCUUAAAGAGCAACUGCUCCAACGUGAUUCCUUGAGCUUGGAUGAAGUGACCAAAAUUGUAUCAACAUACGAGUCCGUGAAGCAGCAAGCCCGGUCCAUGAGUAUUCCAACAACCGGCUCGGAAAGUUUCCCAGCGGCCACGAACCACGGUUACGAAUCGUCCAGUGGUGUGAGCAGAAUUCAGCAAUUCAAUCCAAAGGAAUGCACGCGAUGUGGACGCAGAGGGCACUACGGGACGGAUGUUUCCUGUCCAGCAAAAGGGAAAGAGUGCAACAAAUGUAAGCGAGUUGGGCAUUUCGCCACCCAGUGCCGCACGAAUUUUCCCGUUAAACGUAAAUACGAUGGACCCACCCGCGGCGGCAAGCGGUUUCAGCCAGAACGUGUUCGGGAGGUCGAGGUACGCACACGUGAUGAUGAUCGAAAAGAGAAUGUGUGUUCGGACCGAGGUUUCGACAAGAAUUUCAUAUUUCGCAUUAGCGACGGGGACGAACUGCUAUGGCUGAAAGUCGGGGGAGUAUUGUUGCAAGUUUUAGUUGACUCGGGGUGCAAAAAGAACAUAAUCGAUGAAAAAUCGUGGGAAUAUCUGAAAGCAAACAGUGCUAAAGUCUGGAAUCAACAGAAGGAGUGUGACGAGGUUUUUCUACCGUACGGUGAUCAAGCACAACCGUUAACAAUAUUGGGCAAGUUUCAAACACUGGUGGAAAUCGAAGAUGCGAAUCAUGUUUACGAGAAGGACACUACCUUUUACGUAGUGAAAGGUGGGCAGCAAUGUUUGUUGGGCCGGACAACUGCCACCGACUUAGGGGUGUUAUUUGUUGGUUUGCCUAGUUCCCACGGAGUGUCCAUGCUAGAGGUCACCGCAAAGCACCCGUUUCCCAAGAUCAAAGGGGUAAAGGUUAGUAUUCCCAUUGAUCAUUCGGUUUCACCGGUUUGUCAGCAUCCUCGACGACCACCAAUUGCACUCACGUCCAGGAUAGAAGAGAAAUUGAAUUCUUUGCUGGCGAAUGACAUUAUAGAGCGGGUUGAAGGUGGGUGCCAAUGGGUGUCUCCGUUAGUCACGGUGGUGAAAGACAACGGAGAUUUGCGCCUGUGUGUAGAUAUGCGUAGGGCAAAUUCUGCUAUUCUCCGAGAGCGACAUAUGAUGCCAACGAUUGAGGAUUUCCUUCCGCGAUUUGCUUCAGCUAAAUUUUUCAGUAGGCUGGACAUAAAAGAGGCUUUUCAUCAAGUUGAACUGGAUGAGAAAAGCCGCUUCAUAACCACCUUCAUCACCCACAUGGGGUUAUUUCGGUAUAAACGCCUCAUGUACGGAAUAGUCAUAGCACCAGAGAUUUUUCAACGUAUCCUCGAGCAGAUUCUCAGCCGCUGUAGUAAGUUCGCUGUCAAUUUCAUUGAUGACAUCAUGAUAUUCACAAGAACGAAAGAAGAACACGAUGAAGCGCUGAGAAUCGUUCUCGGCACGCUACGUGAAUACGGGGUACUGUUGAACAAGGACAAAUGUGUAUUCAAGGUGACAUCGUUGGAUUUUUUGGGUCACACGAUCUCGUCCGAUGGUAUUCAGCCUUCGAAUAACAAAAUCGAAGCACUAACAAAAUUCCGCCCACCUAGUAGUCAGGAGGAAUUAAGAAGCUUCCUUGGACUCGUGACCUAUGUAGGACGUUUCCUACCGGAUCUUGCUACCACGACUGCGCCUCUACGAGAACUUACACACUCUGGAGUGAAAUUUGAAUGGGGAAGCGAUCAACAACAAGCUUUCGAUAAGCUGAAGUGUAUGAUUGCAAAUGUCAAGCUACUGCGAUUUUUUGAUAACUCCCUACGGACGCGUGUAAUUGCUGAUGCCUCCCCAGUGGCUCUCGGUGCCGUUCUGAUCCAGUUCGAAGAUUCUACCGAUGACGCCCCUCGCCCAAUAUCCUAUGCAAGCAAAAGCCUUACACCAACUGAACGCAGAUACUGCCAAACUGAGAAGGAGGCUCUCGCAUUGGUUUGGGUAGUUGAGCGUAUUUCUUGCUAUUUACUUGGCCGUACCUUCGAACUGGAAACGGAUCACAAGCCGCUCGAAGCGAUAUUUAAACCAUCUUCCAGACCUUGUUCUAGAAUAGAGCGAUGGGUGCUUCGCUUGCAAUCCUUCUCUUUCACUGUAAAGUAUCGCAAAGGCUCAAGCAAUAUUGCUGAUCCGCUGCCUCGACUAGUUGUUGAUGACACCAUCGAAGAAUUUGAUGCCGAAAACAAGUUUAUGGUGCUGGCAGUUAUGGAGUCGGCAGCAAUCGAUGUUCAGGAGCUAGAGGAGUCGAUGGAAGGCGAUGCGACAUUGGUAGCAGUAAAGCGGUGUCUGCAGUCAGGAUCUUGGGACGAGCUGGAGGUCAAACCAUACGUACCGUUCAAAAGUGAGUUAGGAUUGGUGGGAGAGUUGCUGGUUCGCGGUGAUAAAUUGGUUGUACCGUUGAAGCUCCGCUCAAGGAUGUUAGAUCUAGCUCACGAAGGCCAUCCGGGCGAGUCGGUCAUGAAACGGCGUCUCAGAGACCGGGUUUGGUGGCCCGGAAUGGAUCGCGAGGUCACGAAUCGAGUUACGCAUUGUGAAGGAUGCCGUUUAGUGUCUCUGCCAACCAAACCUGAACCAAUGUCCCGACGACCAAUGCCAAGUAAACCUUGGGUUGACAUAGCGAUUGACUUUCUGGGACCAAUGCCGAGCGGAGUGUACCUUUUGGUGGUCAUCGAUUAUUAUAGCCGUUACAAAGAAGUGGAAGUAAUGAAUAAGAUUACCGCCAAGGAAACUGUUAACCGGCUCAACACCAUCUUUACUCGUUUGGGCUACCCGCGAACAAUUACUUUAGACAACGCGAAACAAUUCGUGGGACUUGAACUGGAGGAAUACAGUCGCAAACACGGUAUCCAUUUGAACCACUCGACUCCAUAUUGGCCACAGGAGAAUGGUUUGGUCGAAAGGCAGAAUAGGUCUCUGCUUAAACGACUGCAAAUCAGCAAUGCGCUCGGAAGAGAUUGGCAUCAGGACCUUCAAGAUUAUCUGGUGAUGUACUACACCACUCCGCAUUCCACCAAAGGACGCACACCUUCGGAGCUCAUGCACGGCAGAACAAUUAGAUCAAAAAUUCCAACUUUGCAGGAUAUCGAAACAACUCCAACAACAUCUGAAGUGGCAGACAGAGACCGAUUGCAGAAACAAAAGGGGAAGGAGAAUGAAGAUUCGCGCAGAGGAGCAAGGAGUUCAUCCAUUGAUCUUGGGGAUAAGGUGUUGAUGAAAAAUCUUCUGCCAGGGAACAAACUGCAAACGACAUUCGGCUCGAAGGAAUUCAAGGUGAUUGAUCGUUCGGGACCGCGAGUGACGAUUGAGGAUCCGGAAAAUGGUAGAUCGUACGACCGGAAUGUGGCACAUUUGAAAAGGAUUCCUGAGAAUACUCAAACGCCCUCAGCUGCCCCAGUGGAUACUGAACAAAUUGGGGUUGCUGGAUGUACAGAUUUCCAGGAAGCAGAGGAUGACACUUCAGAAGAGGAUUUCGCAGGAUUCGAGGCAGAGGAGCCGCCUGUCCAGGUACUUGCCAGGAAAUCGCCUAACCAGUCUCCUGAGAGGAAACAGCGUGCCAGGAAGUUGCCAUCGAAAUUUAUUGAUUACCAGCUUUGAUUUCUUAUUUUGUUAAAAGGGGAGAUGUGGUGCCUUGGACCAACCCUGAAUAAAUAAUACUGAAUUAUGGGGAGUGCGGGCCUGGCGAGAACUGUCAACGUUCGGGAGCGUGAUGUGAGUAGAGAUAAUAAACACAUGAUUUGAGUUGUUCGUAAAAGUGCUUGCGUAUUUCAUAUACAUAUUCGAGAAUACCAAUUGGGAUUACCACAAUGUUUCUGGAGAAUUCUAUUAGAAAUCUUGUCUGAUUUCUACAAAUAUAAAUUCUUUUGAAAUAAUUGAAUUUUGAUUUCAGUAAGGUAUUCUCCAGGAAUCUUUGGCAAUCGCGAAAAAUCUAUUCAGUAAUUUACGAAUAAUCUCUAAAUAUCGAGUACAGGUUCUCCCUGUAAGCUUUCCUACACUCUCUUUUCAUUAGCGUAACGCCCAAAUGAGACAAAGCCCGCUUCUCAGCUUGAGUUCUUUGAGCACUUCCACACUUAUUAGCUGAGAGAUUCCUCUGCUAAUGACCAUUUUGCAUGCAUUAUCGUGUGGCAGGCACGAAGAUACUGUAUACCCUAGAAAGUCAAGCAAAUUACCUUUACGAAAACAUCCUUGACCGACAAGGAAUCGAAUUUAGGAAAGAACCUUUGAAUAGCAAUCAUGGUUAUUGCAUCUUAAAUUUAACCCAGAUCGAAGCGAGAAUAGAAUCUGAAUAUCUAUUCAAGAUUUAUCCACUUCUC